Micropterus salmoides (largemouth bass) is the source of this 1688-nucleotide messenger RNA. RefSeq names its product glycogen [starch] synthase, liver-like. Gene Ontology annotation, biological process: glycogen biosynthetic process. The transcript has 6 exons. The record is from RefSeq and is a predicted model, not a curated record. Bases 281 to 1165 code for a protein of 294 amino acids. Lineage: Eukaryota; Metazoa; Chordata; Actinopteri; Centrarchiformes; Centrarchidae. Gene Ontology annotation, cellular component: cytoplasm. Gene Ontology annotation, molecular function: alpha-1,4-glucan glucosyltransferase (UDP-glucose donor) activity.
UUGAACAUGACAAUGAGUUCACUGUACUUCAGUGGCCUCCACAGUCAGCAGAUCUGAGUCCAAUAGAGCACCUUUGGGAUGUGGUGGAACAGGAGAUUUGCAUCAUGGAUGUGCAGCCGAUAAAUCUGCAGCAAAGCUGCGUGACGCUAUCAUGUCAAUAUAGACCAAAGUCUCUGAGAAUGUUUCCAAUACCUUGUUGAAAUUAUUCCACGAAGAACUAAGGCAGUAUUGAAGGCAAAGGAGGGUCCAACCCGGUUCUAGCAAAGUGACCAGUGAGUGUAUGUUGUCAGUUCGAUUUGGAAAUGUGAUGACUGAAAAUUCCAUCAAACCAGACACCAAACUGAGGUCAGUUUGGUCUGCUCUUUUAAAUAUAAAUUCUAUGCAGAGACACAGCCUCCCUCCAGUGACCACUCACAACAUGCUGGAUGACUCAACGGAUCCCAUCCUGUCCAAUGUCAGACGCAUCGGCCUCUUCAAUUCCAGGAACGACCGCGUCAAGAUUAUCUUUCACCCUGAGUUUCUGUCCUCAACCAGUCCUCUGCUGCCGAUGGACUAUGAGGACUUUGUUCGAGGCUGUAACCUUGGAGUAUUCCCGUCCUACUAUGAACCAUGGGGAUACACACCUGGUGAAUGUACUGUAAUGGGCAUACCCAGUGUGACCACCAACCUAUCAGGUUUCGGCUGCUUCAUGGAGGAACAUGUCUCAGACCCUGCUGCCUAUGGUAUUUACAUUGUGGAUCGGCGGUUCCAUUCAGCUGAGGAGUCCUGUAACCAGCUGACCCAAUUCAUGUUCAAUUUCUGCCAGCAGUCUCGGCGCCAGCGCAUCAUCCAACGGACACGAACUGAGAGGCUGUCUGACCUGUUGGACUGGAGAUACCUGGGAAGGUUCUACAUACACGCCCGCCAUCUUGCACUUAGCAGAGCUCUCCCUGACAAGUUCAAGAUGGACCCCAUGGCCCCUCUGAAGACAGAGGGUUUCCGUUAUCCUCGGCCCUACUCGGUGCCCCCCUCUCCCUCUGCCUCCCUCCACUCCACCCCCCACCACAGUGAUGUAGAGGAUAAUGAUGAUGAGCCCUAUGAUGAAGACGAAGAGGCUGAGAGGGACCGGCUGAACAUCCAGGCUCCCCUUGUGAUGGGUGCUGUGCCGGAGGGCAAGAAGAAGUAACCAGGAGAGUCAGGAAACUGAUGUUUACCAUGAUGUGUUUAUCCACUCAUACAGUGCAAGGCGUGCACAGAAUAAUCACCAUCUGACCAAAAAUACAGAUCAGGCUUCCUCACAACUGCCACAUAUCCAAUGUCAUCACCUAUUGUACUCCUUUUUCUGCUGAUGCCAGGUCAAAUUAAAGCUUUAAAUCCAGAACAUCUGGAACCAGGAUUUCUUUAAAAUCUGUGGAUUUAAGACAAAACCAAAAUGUCCUGAAAGUGUUAAAUGGCCUUGAUAGCGCUGGUUUAGAAUAUACUAGCCCUGGCCCAUCACAAAACCUGGACUCCUGUUCUUUAGCUCAGUUUAAUUGUGAUGGCUAGGCCCCAUGUUGUUUUCAGUAUAUGUGCUUCCUCUUAGUCAGGUUAUACACAACAAGAGAUUUCACUUGCUAAGCAGUUAUACAAUCCAAUAAUUCUAGGCGUGUCUUGUCUGCCUUAAUAUCUGCCCUAAUAAUAAUGAAAAAAAAUGCACUAACAAGUUCUAA